Cyphellophora europaea CBS 101466 is the source of this 1482-nucleotide messenger RNA. RefSeq lists its product as uncharacterized. The record is from RefSeq and is a predicted model, not a curated record. Lineage: Eukaryota; Fungi; Ascomycota; Eurotiomycetes; Chaetothyriales; Cyphellophoraceae. Bases 1 to 1482 code for a protein of 493 amino acids. Gene Ontology annotation, biological process: dephosphorylation. The transcript has a single exon. Gene Ontology annotation, molecular function: phosphoprotein phosphatase activity.
AUGUCAGAGGCACCAUCAAUCUUCGUGGCCCCGGCCUCGCCGACGACCAGUCGCUCCACCAUCGAUCCAACCAGCAACAUGGGCUCCAACUCCCUCAGCGAUGGCAACCUGCCCCCCAAAGAUUUCACCAAAUUCAUGCCUCCUCACCUCCCCACGCCCCCCUUCAUCUUCGUUCCUGGUGUGCCCAACUUCCGCGACAUGGGUGGCUGGCCCUGCCCACCUCCACCGUCCGCACACCCAUCCGAAGUCACCAACCCCUCUGGUGCCACGCGCUGGCAGUUCCGCCGCAACCUCAUCUUCCGCUGCGCCCACCCCACACAACUCACCCAAACGGGCCUCAUGACCCUCGACGCCCUCGGCGUGACCGACAUCUUCGACCUCCGCUCCGCGCCCGAGCUCAAAAAGCUAUCCGCGCCCGAACCCGAUGCCGACACCCCCUUCCUGACCACACACGGCCACAUUGAGCUUCCGGGCAUGACCCGCCACUUCACGCCCGUCUACGCCGCCGAGGACUACGGGCCCGAGGCUCUCGCCAAGAAACUGCAGUGGUACACCACCGCCAUUGCGCCCGGCGCCUCCUUCUCCUCCGGCUUUGUCAACGCCUACCGCGACAUCGGGCUCUACGGCGCCCGCGGCGGCAGCUACGCGCGCAUCCUGCGGCAGAUCAUCCGCUCGCUCGAGGCCGAGACGCAGCGCGAGCGCGAAGCCGCCGACUUCACGGCCGCCCGACAGCAGCGGCGCGGCAGACCUGGUCUCAACAGCAGCAGCAACCGCCCCGUGAGCGUCUUCGCCGGCCUGGACGGCAUCCUAGGGCACCUAGAACGCUUCCCGAGCCCCGGACCAGCUGAUGUAGCCGAUGGAGCGGAGAAGAAAGCAGAGGAGGAGAAACAGCAGCAGCAGCCUCCGGCGGUAGGCGCGAGCGUCGACCCCGGCGACGGCGGCGAAGACAUCCGACGCGACGGCGGCGUCGUCUUCCACUGCACGGCCGGCAAGGACCGCACGGGCGUGCUGGCCGCCAUACUGCAACUCCUGGUCGGCGUGGAUCUCGAGGACGUGGCGUGGGACUAUGCCGUCACGGAGCCCGGGCUGGGGUCCUGGCGCCGCACCUUCAUCGAGCGCAUCGCGCGCCAGGGCAUGGGGAGUGGGCAGAACGGGAAGAUUGAGUCUCCGGUUGGGGGAGGAGAUGCUGGGGAGGAUAAGAAGCAGCAGCAGGUGCUCAGUCGCGCGGAGGCGGCGCGUAUCUGUGGCAGUCGCGCGCCGAAUAUUCGUGCGUUUGUCAAGGAGGUGCUGGAGGGAGAGUGGGGCGGCGUGGAGCGGUAUCUGGUGGAUUAUGUGGGUUUGAGUGUCGAUGAAGUGGAUAAGUUGCGGAACGGGCUGGUGGUCAAGGUGCCGGAGGAUGAGGGGGAGGAGGCGGUGAUGCAGCGGAAGCACAUUGAGGGCUGGUCUCUGGACGGGGGCAUGGAGGAAGAUGCGUAUCUGUGA